ACCCACUGAUCUGAAAACCGAAGUAUCCAUAACCGUGAAAACCAACUGUCGUCGGAUUGUAUUAUGUAAUUGCAAAGAUAUUUUUUAGAGCUUUCGCGGAGACCGUUGAAAGACCUAAUUCUCUACUGUAAACUUCAAUAGCUUAUUUAUAAGUUAUUAUUUCAGAAUUUCAUUACCGGUGACUGUAUUACUACACACCCAACAUGGAUAAAACUACUCGAAAUGCGUGUUUAGAUGACGCUCGCGCAACAGACGAGCAUGUUUGCCAGUACGGACAUGAGAAAUAUCGCCGCCAGAGUUCCCCGCUUAUGUUCGCCGGAGUGUCCAGUCCACCGCCCAUGUAUUCAGAUUCUUCGGAAAGUCAGCAGGAGGAUGAAAUCCCAGCUGGUCUUGGGGGCCCUCCUGCAUCCCUGGAGUCUCAGCUGGAAGAAGCACAGAGGAAGAUCAUCCUAUUACAGCAGGAAAAGAAAGAUGCUCUCCGUAAGCUCAAAGAAGUUUCAAAGAUGAACAGUCGAUGGCAGAAGUACGAUAAGGAGAGGGAGGUCAUCGUGGUGAAGCUUACCACACAAGCUAAGAAAGCAGAGGACACAGUCAAAUGCCUGGAGAUGAAGCUCGCCGAUCAACGUAACAGGAACGAGGAGCUGGAGCUGAGGUGGACAGACGCUCGAGUGCGGGCCGCCGAGCGCAAGUCGGAAGUGGAGAGGAUACAGAGAGAGCACGAGGCUGUCAAGCACGCCCUGAAGCAGUCAGAGAAGAAGCGGCAAGAGAUGGCUAAGGCAUCGUCCAAGGAAGAGGAGACUGAGAGGUGCAGGAGAGAUGCAGGAAAGGACAGAGACUUGUAUCAUAUGAGCAAGAGAGUAGUAGACCUUAAGGAGAGGGUGGAUUUCCUAGAAAAACAAGUGGCCUCUCAUAAAGCUGAUAUGGACCAGCAAGCUGACCUCUAUACUCAACAGAUUUCAAUUUGCCUUGAUGAUUUCAAACAUGAAAAGAAAGACAGGGAACAGAGCCAGAAGGAGAAUGCCGAACUAAAAAAACAACUCAAGAAAGCUGAGGAUUUUGCAAGUUCUCUCAAAGUUCAGAUUACAAGAUAUCAAGAUCAACAAAAGGCCCGGCCUUCUAGGUUCGUCAAGCCUGCUACUCACCAUGUACAGAAAUACUAUGCGAACAUGUAUGAUGAGAAUUUAGACUCUUGGGAUGACGCAGGCUACGCCCUUCCGAGUGAUGUAGUCCGUGAUGAGCCCGACCGGGGGUUAGAGAUGCCGGCCAUCCAACGCCCUAAGACGGUAGCUAUCAUGGAUCCUCCCCCUCAGUACGAUGAUCGCUCAAUAUUGGGACACGUCAUCACAUCUCCUCCAAAAACCUAUCAGAUCGGAAGAGUGGCAACGGCACAGACGAGUCGGCAGGAUGACUUGGUGUUGCAUUGAUCUGUGCAUCUAUUGAAUAUCAUAAAUCCAUGUUAUUUAUUUAUUUGUAUACUCAGGGAUAAACAUUUCAUACUUAGAACUCACUCCUUAAACUGUGGUGUCAGAAAUGCACCACUGAUGUUCACAAAAGACUAUGUCACCAAUGGUGAAAUAUGGGGCUAGGCUAGUUGAACACCCUUCGGUGCUACCAUGACAUAUUUUGGUUUUAUUAAACACUGGUGUUGUGUUAAAUCUCCAGGAAGUAAGUGUAACACCUGUGGUCCUCUUGAAACACUGACCGGUGUUCUUUCCUAACACCUUGGGUGUUGAAUUAAUGGCUUGAUUAUAAAUUGAUAUUAAGGAUAAUUUUAAAGUAGUAUGAUAAAUUUCAAAGGACAUCGAAUGAAUAUAGCCCCCAUCACAACAAUUGUAAAUGAAAUGCAUAUUUGGGAUCACAUCAAUGCCAUUGAAAUACAUCUCCAGUAUUUGCUUUUUUUACAUUCCAACUAUCAAAAGUCGAUUGACUAGAAUGAAAUUUACUUAUUUAGGGCUGAAGUACAAAUUGAUAUUGCAUUCGAAAUAGAAAAAUAUCACUUUCCACCUUGUAUUUUUAUACAUCUUUUAUACAGCAGUACUAAGAGGUUACUUGAAUAAAUUGUUUCAUAUUAUAGUAAUAAAUAGUAUGCCCUUUCACGUUUUUGCUUUUCAGUGGGAGAAGCCAUAAAAGUAUUUCCUACUUGGUGGUAAAAUAUUUCGGCAGUCUGUGUUAAUUUUUUUUUGCUUAAAGUUUUGCAAAUCCACAUUAGUAUUACUGUGAGAUA
Messenger RNA from Lytechinus variegatus (green sea urchin), 2224 nucleotides. RefSeq names its product centrosomal protein of 55 kDa-like. The record is from RefSeq and is a predicted model, not a curated record. Gene Ontology annotation, biological process: regulation of phosphatidylinositol 3-kinase/protein kinase B signal transduction; mitotic cytokinesis. The transcript is spliced from 5 exons. NCBI's taxonomy places the organism in Eukaryota, Metazoa, Echinodermata, Echinoidea, Temnopleuroida, Toxopneustidae. Bases 204 to 1424 code for a protein of 406 amino acids.